AUGAUACAUUGUGCAUGGAUUCCUACCAGAGAGCUCUUAUCUGAUCAGCUGAAGGUGAUACUCUGCUUGGCAGCUGUAUGGGUAACUCCCUGCAGUACUGAGCUGAGUGGGUCAGACUCACCGUGCCGCAGUCACAUCACCAAGCCUGAGUAUGAAUACAAAUACAUUCAGGAUGGAGAUAUCAUCAUUGGAGGAGCAUUCACUGUGCACAAUAACAUAAAAUAUGUUUAUAAUGGACCUGUUACAUCCUUACCCAUCUGCACAGAGCCUUCUUUAGACCGGUAUAAGCAAAUCCGCACCUUCCUCUUUGCUAUUGAUGAGAUUAACAGGAACCCGGAUCUGUUACCCAACAUCACCCUGGGAUACCGUGUAUAUGAUUCCUGUGGGGAUCCCCGUCUCGCUAUAGGGAGUGUCCUGCAGAUAUUAUCUGGCCCUGGGAAUGUGGUGCCUAAUUACUCCUGUAGGGGCAAAGGGGAAAUUGCUGGAUUUAUUGGAGAUCAGUCCUCACUCACAUCCCUGCCUAUAGCCCAGCUGCUGGGUGUAUAUGGAUACUCACAGAUCAGCUAUGGCACCACAGACCCUACACUGAGUGACAGAGAGAUGUUCCCAUACUAUUUUAGUACAGGGCUGAGUGAUGAUAUUCAGCACAUUGCUGUGGCAGAGCUGGUGGAACAGUUGGGUUGGACCUGGGUGAUCAUUGUGGCCCCCGAUAAUGACAGCGGAGAGAAGCAGAGUCGGAACCUUCAAAAUGAGAUCAGCAAACAUGGCGCCUGUGUUGACAUCAUUAUCUUUAUUACAGAAGAUGCUGACACAAAUAAGAGAAAUUUUGAAAGAAUACGAAUAUCAACUGCUGAGGUUAUUGUCCUGUGUGGGGCACCGUCUAAUUCAGUACAACAAUCACUAUGCGCUCUGGAGUCAGUGACUCAUGAAAAGACUUUGGUCAUUACAUUGUCAUGGGGUGACUAUGAAUAUGAUUGUAACCUUUUAUUUAAUGCCAGUUUAAUGUAUUUCUAUCCAUAUAACCUAAUUGAAGAAUUAGAUACCCAGUUCCAUGAUUAUGUCUUAUCAGUUACUGAAGACAAUAUGGAAAAUUGUUUCACAUGUGAAGACAAUGAGUGGCCAAAUCAGGAGAAGACCCUGUGUAUUGAGAAACAAAUUGAAUUUCUUUCCUAUGCUGGUGAUCCCCUAACUCUAAUCUCUAUUAUCUCAUCUGUAAUCCUUUUUAUAAUAGCAGCAGUUAUACUGGGAAUCUUUAUUUCAUUCCGAGACACCCCAGUAGUGAGAGCCAAUAAUCACACUCUGAGCUUUAUUCUCCUUGUCUCCAUCAAGCUGAGCUUCCUCUCUGUGUUUCUGUUCCUCGGUCGCCCUGUGGAUAUAACCUGCAUGCUCCGGCAAACCUCCUUUGGGAUCACCUUCUCCAUAGCUGUGUCUUGUGUCCUGGCCAAGACUCUCAUGGUUUCCAUUGCAUUCAAAGCCACCAAGCCUGGGAGUCCCUGGAGAAAAUGGGUUGGGGUAAAACUGGCAAAUGGGCUUGUUUUUAUUUGCUCAUUAAUUCAGUUUCUGAUUAGUGUUAUCUGGUUGGUCAUUGCACCCCCUUAUGUGGAGCAAAACACACAUUCUGAACCUGGAAAAAUCAUCAUUCAGUGCAAUGAGAGCUCAGUAGUUGCCUUCUAUGUUGUCCUCUCCUACAUGGGACUGUUGGCAUCUGUGAGCUUCAUUGUAGCUUUCUUGGCUCGGAGCUUACCGGACAGUUUUAAUGAGGCCAAGUACAUCACUUUCAGCAUGCUGCUCUUCUGCAGUGUUUGGAUCACAAUGAUCCCGGCCUAUCUGAGCACCAAAGGCAAAUACAUGGUGGCAGUGGAAAUAUUUGCCAUCAUCUCUUCAUCCUGUGGCCUUCUCUUCUGUAUAUUCCUACCCAAAUGUUACAUUAUUUUAUUCAAACCAGAGUUGAACUCAAAACAAUAUUUGUUGGGAAAAUAUAAUACAUAA
Molecule: messenger RNA, 1989 nt
Organism: Xenopus tropicalis (tropical clawed frog)
Lineage: Eukaryota; Metazoa; Chordata; Amphibia; Anura; Pipidae
Exons: 4
Coding region: 1-1989 (662 amino acids)
Biological process (GO): G protein-coupled receptor signaling pathway
Cellular component (GO): plasma membrane; membrane
Molecular function (GO): G protein-coupled receptor activity
Source: RefSeq, a predicted model, not a curated record